AUGUCCACUUCUAUAUUUCGUACAGUCAGAAACAUCUAUAAGUCUGGAUUGAGGAGAGCCGGAUGGCAAAUCCAAGUUCACAACGAUACCAAGAGUGGUUGGUUAGUUGGAACUGAUGAUUUUGGUAACAAGUUUUACGAAACAGACCACAAAGAUGAAAUUCAUUUAAGAACCAGAUGGGUUGAAUACUCCGAAUGGGGUAUUGAUAUGUCCAAGGUAGAACCAGGCUGGCAUUAUUGGUUGGGAUAUGGUACCGAUACCCCACCUAACAAGGUAACGGGGGAUGAAAAGACCGUGAGAGCCUACCCAUUACCAGAGAGACACCACAUGAACUAUACUACCACUCCAGGGAUGUUCGUUACAUAUAACACUGCCAAGCCAAAGACCACGGCCUGGACUCCAGAGGUGAAGGAUAGGGUUGAAGUAUGA
Messenger RNA from Dujonia railenensis, 429 nucleotides. NCBI's taxonomy places the organism in Eukaryota, Fungi, Ascomycota, Pichiomycetes, Serinales, Debaryomycetaceae. The record is from the annotation of a GenBank genome assembly.